AUGGAAAAUGUAUCUAAAGAACAAUUAUCAGAGAUUAUAGAAUCUUUAAAUACUAUUAUGCUUACCAACCCAGAUCUAUACUUAAAGUUGGCACAUGAGGAAUUCAAAAAUAACAAAAAUUUAAAGAUUUUAGAUGUUGAUAUCAAAUAUAUAGUAAAGUCAAAUUUCGUUUACAUUGAUAUUUCUUCUCCUAUGACUAAAGAUAUCAUAAAACUAGGUAGUAUAUUUAGAUUAGAGCUGAAAAUAGGAUUUACGAAAGAAAUGCUAAAACCACAAAUUAAGGUUGGAAGUCAAUAUAGACAGGCAGAAACCUUGGAAGAGCUUAAUACCUCCGAACUGACCGUCAGUUUUGACAAUUUCUUGGAAAAAGACAUGAAAACUGAUAAUGAAGGAGUGACAAUUUUGGAAGUAGAGGCUGUUUUGCAUGAGAUGGUAUUUGAAAAGAUUUCAAAAGAUGAAAUUUUCAAGUAUUAUAUGAUCUCAAUAAUUCAUGAUCGAAUUCUUCUUAGAUUAAAGGCUCAGAUUGUUCCUCAAAAUUCACAAAAAAUUAUUGAAAAGAUUUUCUCAAAAGCUAUUAUUGAGAAGCUGAUCCCAAAAAGUGGAACUUCUAACCAAAUUGGUUUUUCUAAAAACGAAAUGACCAUCUAUGAUUUGGAAUUCAUGAAGAUGAAAAAGCAAUCUAUUAAGCACGUACUGAAUCUUACAUGCUAUACAUCUUAUGAUGAAUUACUUAGUGAAAAGGACUCCGAAUUAAAAAAUGUGCAACAACCAUUCGAGGUACAAACUAAGGUUGUUGAGGAAGUAGAGUUCCUGAAUCAUAGAAAGACCAGUGAACUACCUAAGGAUUGGAAAGAAUUAGAUAAUCUUAGUGGAAUUCAAAUCAAAAAUGACUAUUUGCCUAUCAAAUUUAAAGCAUUAUUGAGCUCAGGAAAGCUGGUUUUUCUAUUUCAAUUUAAUGGUCCUAAAGAGUUCAUUAGCAAUCUAUAUAGAGCAAAUGCUAAUGUAAGUAUAUUAUCUGCUAGGGUAACUUAUGAUUCAAACGUAAUUAUACAUAUUAAUUUGGAGAAUUUUAUUCAGGAAUACCACCAAUGUUCUCUAUGUAAGCCGACUUUUGACUAUAAAAACUCCAUUUUAAUGUGCAACCAAAAAUUCCUAAAGCUUUCUCUUACUGUUAAUAAUAUAUGUGAUGCCGUUAAGCACAAGCUUAAGAUUUGA
This is a messenger RNA of Cryptosporidium ubiquitum, 1215 nucleotides long. RefSeq lists its product as uncharacterized. Bases 1 to 1215 code for a protein of 404 amino acids. NCBI's taxonomy places the organism in Eukaryota, Apicomplexa, Conoidasida, Eucoccidiorida, Cryptosporidiidae. The transcript has a single exon. The record is from RefSeq and is a predicted model, not a curated record.